UUAGAAAGAAGAAAACCCCAUUCACGGUUUAGCCCUAGAUUGCUCAGUGAAGUUAAAAAGAAGAGAAGAUAGUACUAGAGAAUCCACGAAUCAAGAAAGAGAAGACAAACAGCGAAUAGAGAUGUCGAAGGUGUUGAUGCAGCCGAUAGGGCAAAAGAGGCUAACCAACGUGGCGGUUGUUCGAUUAAAGAAACAUGGUAUUCGCUUCGAGAUUGCUUGUUACAAGAACAAGGUCCUUUCAUGGCGGUCUGGCGUAGAAAAAGAUUUAGAUGAAGUGUUACAGUCGCAUACUGUUUAUUCAAAUGUUUCUAAAGGAGUUCUUGCAAAGUCUAAGGAUUUAAUGAAAGCCUUUGGCACUGAUGACCAGACCAAAAUAUGUCUUGAGAUAUUGGACAAAGGGGAACUUCAAGUUGCUGGGAAGGAGAGGGAAUCUCAGUUAUCAAGUCAGUUUAGGGAUAUAGCAACAAUUGUUAUGCAGAAAACAAUAAAUCCUGAAACUCAAAGACCUUACACUAUUAGUAUGAUUGAGCGUCUUAUGCAUGAAAUUCACUUUGCUGUUGACCCACAUAGCAGUUCCAAGAAGCAGGCACUAGAAGUUAUUCGUGAGCUUCAAAAACACUUCCCACUAAAGCGGUCUCCAAUGCGACUGCGACUUAAUAUUGCUGAACCAAAUUUGUCUACUCUUCUGGAAAAGCUGAGUACAUGGAAUGCUACCAUUGUGUCAAAAGAUGAAUCUGGAAGUCAGCUUUCUAUUAUAUGCGAAUUAGAUCCAUGUUUUUUUCGGGAGUGUGAUGUCAUGGUGAGGAAUCUGCAGGGCAGGUUGGAAAUUCUUGCUAUGUCUGUGCAUUUUGAAGGGGAAACCCAUGUAGAUGAUUAUGAUGACCUUGAAGAAAUGCCGUCAAGCCUACCGAAAGAGUCUACAGAUUCUGUGAUCCAACUGAGUGAUAAAAUGCAAAAGCAGACUAUCUCUAAGGAAAAGAAUACUGAGGACGAGGUAAAGCAACAUAAGUGCAACACUUGCACUGCAUUUGUUGGUGAUGCCAAGCAGUAUAGGGAUCAUUUUAAGAGUCAAUGGCACAAACAUAAUUUGAAGCGCAAGACCAGGCAACUCCCACCUCUUACAGCAGAAGAGUGCUUAGCUGAUGUGGACCUAGAUGACUCUAAAGCAGAUUUAAAAGAUUACUCAUUUUGACGUGAGACUGAGGUUUGUUGAAACAUUUUGUGUAGAUUCGCAUUGUUGUAUACAUUUUUGCUCCAUGUUUUAUGCUAGGCUUCAAUUAGAGCUUAUAGAAAUUGCCAACAAAACGUGUUGUGAUAUAGUUCAGUUCAAAGAAGGCAUAUCUGAGUUCUUUUAUGUUUACCUUUUAUUUAUUCAAUUGACUUUGCUGAUACAGUUUUUUCUUUUUAUCCAAAUAAUAAACAUGAAGUUUGCAACA
Jatropha curcas is the source of this 1436-nucleotide messenger RNA. Its product is annotated as sequence-specific DNA binding transcription factor. Gene Ontology annotation, biological process: ribosome biogenesis; cytosolic ribosome assembly. The record is from RefSeq and is a predicted model, not a curated record. Lineage: Eukaryota; Viridiplantae; Streptophyta; Magnoliopsida; Malpighiales; Euphorbiaceae.